AGCGGGAGAGAGUGUACACGAGCCUCACGGAAUUCAUUUUCAAAGAGUCUCGUGCUGUCCGAGAGGAUAGCCAAAGGACAGGACUGAACGGCGAGGGCUGCCUGCGCCAGAGGCUUGUUAAAAUAUUGGGGAAUAACUAUUCUGGAAGCACUUUAUAACUUGGACUAUUUUCACAAAAUAUUCACAUCUUUGAGGGAGCACGCAAAAAGGCGGCAGCGGCUUACAGCAGCAAGAACUCUUUAGCGCAAACACAGACACACAGACUCGCACUCCCAUACACAUACAGUCACACACACACUCCCACAAGUAACACUGGACCCAAUUUAACUCAGAUGAAGAGACAUUGAGGAACUCAUUGUCACACGAAACGUGCGCACACACACAUCCAUACAAACACAGCCCCUCACACACAUCCAUAGACACACGCACAUAUACACACGCACAGACACACACACACACACACACCAAUAUACCGGGAUGGCUGCCCUGGACCUGCAGUGUGGCAUGUGGGUGGGGGACAGGCCGGAGUUUGAUCCUGAGAUGCUGGAAUGGGAGGAACAAUUGCAGGACAUGCAACGAAAGAUUGAAGAGCUCUACAACGAGGUGGUUGCGCGAAGAGGAGGUAAUGACGGGGCCCUGCAGACUCAGGCUAACGACAUCACCCUGCUACCUGUCGCUAACCAGGACGUGGGUUGCUACGGCAACAGCAAUGGCAGUCGGCAGGUCGGCAUGGGCCUUCCCGCCCCCCACGCCAAAGGCUGUGGCUAUCAGCUCAAUAACGGCUACGGCUAUGGCGACAAUUACCCGGGCAAUGCAGAGAUUGAUCCCGCCCUGGAGAUUCUGCAGGGCUACCUGGGACAGGGAAAGAGCCAGCGCAACAAGGAAACAACACAACGCACUGCCAGCGCCAAGCAAAAGAGUGUCUGUCAAGCUGACUCUCAGAGGCUUGCGUGCAGCAGGCCAGCAGACAGAAGGAGAGAGGAAGUCGAGAACCGCAGGAACCAAUGUGUGUACUACGAGAAGCCUCAGGGAGGUGGGGACUACUUUGACCAGCGCACUGCUCCAGUUCCUGCUCCGGUGGCCAGGCCCCCCACGCGCCACCAUGACGGCUCCCCCCUGGCCCCCACCCAGCAGCCGCUGCCCAAACUCUCGUCCUCGCCCCCGGACAGGAAGCCAGCCCCGCUGGACAGGAAGCAGGGGAGCCCCUCGGUGCUGCGCAAGUUCGGGGCCAUGCUGCAGGAGAACGAGGGCAAGGUGCUGACCGACACGGGCGUGGUGGCGCCCUCCCCUCCCCCCUCAGUCAUCCCCAACUGCUCCCCACUCACCACCCGCCGGUCGCAGACGCACGUGCGCACACAGUCCAUGUCCAGCGCGCAGUCAUACCAACACCCUCACACACACAACGCGCACACACACACACAGGCAUACUCACCACAACAAACAAACGCACACUCGCGCUCCUCGGAUCCCAGCCCCACACCCGCGACUGCUGCCACCACGCACUCACACCCCUCCCCCAAGAUGGCCCACAGUCACAGCCAGGGCCAGAGCCAGGGACAGCAGCACAGAGCAGGGCAGUGGGGCGCCCCCUCUGGCGGCAGAGCGGCGGUGCAGGGGGCCGACCCUGGAGCAGACUACUGGAUGGUGGAGCACAUCCUGAACGGACCAAUGGUGGGCCACCGCAGGCGCAGCAGCAGCAGCAGUGGUUGCUAUGGCCACGGGUGUAGUCGGGAGGAGGGCGUCCUGGUGGAGCGUCUCAACACACCCGACGUUCAGCAGCAGCAGCCACUGCCGCCUGCCAGCAGAGUCUCACACACACCACCGAUGAGCCGUGAGUCGUCCCCAGCGUCUGUGAGGCGGAGCUUCUCGCGCCCCGCCCGGCCAGCCAACCAGCGUCCUCCAUCCAGAUGGGCCAGCCAAUCAGGCCACUGCAUCCGCUCCAAGCAGGUCUCGCUCAGCCACUCAGGUCCCGUCUUGAGCCGUCCCCCAAGCCCAAGUCCCGCCCGCAAGGCCAGGCCAGCCAACCAGAGCCAGGCGUUUGGCUCCUACUCCCUGCUGCACACAGAAACGGUCAUCAUGUGACCAAGACAUCAAGUCAGCGGGUAUAUCUUUUGACAAAAAAAAGAUAAAAUAAUAAAAACAACAAAAAGACAUUUUAGCAUUGACAAGUACUCAGACGGACUGGUUUGAAACAAAGAAAAAGAAAAAAACACUUUUUGUUUCCUUCUCAACUUUGCCUUAUCUCCUUGACGUUAGUGAGGGACAGCACAGUCACCCACCACCCCUUUCCCAGACUUGAUGCCAUAAACUCUGAAUGAACUCUUAGCUGGAUCUCUUGCCCUCACGACAGUGGACUCUACGUGUCUACGCAGGACUCUAUAUAAAGAAAAUGAAUUGCCAAUUGAAACCCUGUACACAUCCUUUGUUCUUCUUCUCCGUUUUCUUCUGUCCACUUUUUUUUUGUACCAUGAUGUUUUUUACUGUGCUGAGGGGUUUGACUGAAGCACUGCCAUUUUAUUUGCAACAUGGUAUCAUGACAGAGCGUAAAGAUGACUCAGUGAUUUGACUAUCGCGUGUGUGCACUACGCAUUUGCACGUUCAGGCGUGCUCCACAACGUCCUGGAACAGGUUAGGUUUAGGGAUGGUUUUGGUCAGGGCACAGCAGAGCAUUUUUGCUUUUAGCAACAGAAAUUUGCCUCGGCAAAAUAAAAUCGCAGUCACGCCGGGAAAACUGUGCAAACCUCGUCACCAGGAAAGUGCAUGAAAGUGCUUUACCAUUGCGUUUGAGGAGCACACCUUAACUUAAAAAGGCAUCGCACCAGCACGCAGAAUGCACCAGGGUGAGAUUCAUACGCAAAAACAUGAUGGCAGCCUUUUAUUCGUGUAGUGUGUGUGGCUUUACUCGCCUUCACCUGGCAAAAAUGUCCAUUAUACAGAUGUCAAAAGUCCAACAUGAGUGCUGUUGCACACACACACACACACACACACACACACACACACACACACACACACACACACACACACACACACACACACACACACACACACACACACACAGAUUCAUCCAGCAGUUGGCACUUUCAGAAACCCAAGCCUUGUCCUCAGUCCUUGUUGCAUGACUGCCCAUGUGUAUGUUCAACGUGUAUGUAAUUAUUUAUUUUAUUCCCCCCCUUGCGUGCAGUUUGACAAAAGCCCCAAACGUUCUAAAAAAAAUGAUAAGGCUGUGUUCUGUGCACUUUUGGUGACGGCUGUUCAUGUAUCUGUUUGUUGCACUGAAGUGAGAAGCAUGAGUGUGAUGCUUAGCAACCAUCUCUCUCUCUCUCUCUCUCUCUCUCUCUCUCUCUCUCUCUCUCUCUCUCUCUCUCUCUCUCUCUCUCUGUCUGUCUUUCUGUGUGUGGACAUAGUGUAAAAAAUAAAUGAAGCUGUUCACUGCGUGGGUGUGUCAGCCCUCAUGAAGGUAUAAUACCUCAUCAUCGGGGUUCCAUAGUGUCUUCAUGAAAAAGAAAAAUGUAUAAUGAAGCACAAUGCAGAAAAAAAGAUAUUUUUAUCUGUAUCAUAUAACAAAGUGACCAUAUUGUGUAAUGCCUUUAUUUCUGUGUCUUGAUAAUAAAUGCU
Molecule: messenger RNA, 3615 nt
Organism: Engraulis encrasicolus (European anchovy)
Lineage: Eukaryota; Metazoa; Chordata; Actinopteri; Clupeiformes; Engraulidae
Product: serine/arginine repetitive matrix protein 1-like
Exons: 6
Coding region: 478-2082 (534 amino acids)
Source: RefSeq, a predicted model, not a curated record